UUGGUCGCUCCUCCUCACUCCAUCGCUUCUAGCAAGCUAGCUAGAUAACUAGGAGAGCUACCUUGAAGUGUGGGAGACUCAAAGUGGAUAAGGGGAGAAACAGGCUGACGGGAAAUGGCAGACGUCGAGGGAGAGGGAAUUAAUUCGGUGGCACCUCCGUUAGUUCAGCCAUCCUCUCGUAACGGCUCCGGUGUCAGCCCAACGCAGGGCACCGGCAGUUGCCAAACGGUGACUACCGUUACUUCAGGCCCGCGACUGGUGCGGAUAGUCAAGUCUGACUCGGGAUAUGGCUUCAAUGUCAGGGGACAGGUUAGCGAAGGAGGACAACUCCGGAGCAUCAACGGGGAAUUGUAUGCCCCGCUACAGCAUGUCAGUGCUGUUUUACCGGGAGGUGCAGCGGACAGAGCCGGUAUCUCGAAAGGGGACCGGAUUCUGGAAGUUAAUAGUGUGAACGUAGAGGGGGCGACCCAUAAGCAGGUGGUGGAUCUGAUCCGUGCGGGGGAGAUGGAGCUGAUGCUGGCCGUGCUGUCUGUACCUCCCCAGGAGGCUGACUGUCUGGACCCUGGAGACGACGGCUCAGCCCAGUCCUGCUACGACUACAGCGACAAACAGGCCGUCCCCAUCUCCGUCCCCACAUACAAACACGCUGAACUCAACCAGGAGAGGUUUGUGGUGUAUAAUGUGUACAUGGCAGGCAGACAGCUGUGCUCUAAGAGGUACAGGGAGUUUGCUAUCCUCAACCAGAACCUGAAGAGAGAGUUUGCCAACUACACCUUCCCCAAAAUACCUGGCAAAUGGCCCUUCUCCCUGUCUGAACAACAACUAGACGCUAGACGCAGGGGACUGGAGGAAUACCUGGAGAAAGUGUGUUCAGUGAGGGUGAUUGGGGAGAGUGAUGUCAUGCAGGAGUUUCUGUCUGAGUCUGAUGAGAACUAUAACGGUGUAUCAGAUGUGGAGUUGAGGAUAGCCAUGCCUGAUAAAACCACCGUCACAGUCCGAGUCCGCAAGAACUGUACUACUGACCAGGUCUACCAGGCUGUGGUCAUGAAAGUAGAAAUGGACAGCAUAACGGCCAGCUACUUUGCUCUGUUUGAGGUCAUCAACCACUCCUUUGGUAAGUGUCAGGGUGAGAUCUUUUAUUUCAUAGUGGAAGAGGAGGCUGUGGAUAAGGACAAUAAGAACUGCAGUAAAGAUGAAUAUCUUCCAGCUGUUGAGACACAGAAGGGAUGGAGGCACCUAGGAGGAGAGAUCAUCACCUCCUAAACAUGCUCUCCUCCAUCCAUCCCUCUGGUCUGGCUCGGCCCGGGACUACCACCACUACCUGUCCUCACACAACCACUACUACACCAACUACAAACCAACAAACUACAACUACAGUUCAACAACCACUAAACACCAUCAAACUAGAAAUGAACAACUUCUGGACUGACUGAAGGAGAAACAACGACACACACUACAACUGAAGCUGUUAUUCACCAUGAACCCUUGGAUACAACCCAACCACACGAUAUAAACACACUCGACAAGCCAACAGGAAGCUACAGUAGAAACAUAUAGCAGGUUUGUACAGGUGAAUAAGUAACUCUAAAGACUUAGAUACAUGCCUUCAUACAUCGCAUCACCUCUUUGGUCAAAACUCCAUGGAGACCUGUGACUAUUGGCUAAGGAGGCUGACGUCUUGUGGUGGGAUUGGAUGAAGGAGAUGGUUCUCUGGGACGAUAUUGGACAAGGGAUUCGACAACGUGCAAGGCCAUUGGGUGUUUUGUGGCCACUUUGGAAUGCUCUGGACUGGAACAGAGUGCAGUGGAAGAAGAGAACAAAAGAGGGAUACAGAUGCUGGAACAGAACCUGUUCUAAAAGAGGAAACAGCUGGUGGUGAUGGAACAGAACCUGUUCUAAAAGAGGAAACGGCUGGUGGUGCUGGAACAGAACCUGUUCUAAAAGAGGAAACGGCUGGUGGUGCUGGAACAGAACCUGUUCUAAAAGAGGAAACAGCUGGUGGUGAUGGAACAGAACCUGUUCUAAAAGAGGAAACGGCUGGUGGUGCUGAAACAGAACCUGUUCUAAAAGAGGAAACGGCUGGUGGUGCUGGAACAGAACCUGUUCUAAAAGAGGAAACGGCUGGUGGUGCUGGAACAAAAUCUGUUCUAAAAGAGGAAACGGCUGGUGGUGCUGGAACAGAACCUGUUCUAAAAGAGGAAACGGCUGGUGGUGCUGGAACAGAACCUGUUCUAAAAGAGGAAACGGCUGGUGGUGCUGGAACAGAACCUGUUCUAAAAGAGGAAACGGCUGGUGGUGCUGGAACAGAACCUGUUCUAAAAGAGGAAACGGCUGGUGGUGCUGGAACAGAACCUGUUCUAAAAGAGGAAACGGCUGGUGGUGCUGGAACAGAACCUGUUCUAAAAGAGGAAACGGCUGGUGGUGAUGGAACAGAACCUGUUCUAAAAGAGGAAACGGCUGGUGGUGCUGGAACAGAACCUGUUCUAAAAGAGGAAACGGCUGGUGGUGAUGGACUGAGGAGACGCAUCUGAAAAGUUCAAAAACAGGAACUGUGUGUGUGUGUCGACUGAUUAUGGACUGAGCUGUGAGAGUCUAGGUUGGAACCCUGGAGGUAGAAACACAACCCUUCUCUCUGAACUGAACUCCCAGAAUGAGUCUAGACAGACGGAGGGAAAUGAAAUCUAUCAAUGAGAUAGAUAAUAUCUAUCUCCAUUUCAGAGAGAUCUACUGAAGAGACUAUUACAGAGAGAGAGAGAGAGACCAUACAUUUCCUUUAUUUGUGACUAUUGGGCCGAGCAGAACCAAGGGUAGCAUGUGUGUUUCAGCUGCUGGUUCUGUUUUGGUUUACAGAUGCUGAAAUUGCCCUGAAGCCAUUUUUGAAUACAAAAACCUUCUCAUAAAAAAACACAUACAGAAUGCUCAUCAUGUAGGAAUUGGAUCCCAGGAAGUAUUCUGCCAUCUUGACACAUACCUGAACAAUGAACAUGUUUACUUCACCUUGUGUGUUUUGUGUACCUCCUAAAGACAUAUAUAUAUAUAUAUAUAUAUAUAUAUCAUUUCAGACAUUGGACAGAAUAGCACAAAAAGAACCCUGUAAGAUGUUGACCACGUUAAGCUCAAUAUGUAUUCAUUCUAUGCUAGCCUAAGCUUUCUGUUCUGCUGAUGCCUAACCGUGGGUUGUCAUGAAGACGGUAUUUAUACUGGGUUGUAAAUAACACUGAACUCAGAAGUGCA
This is a messenger RNA of Salvelinus namaycush (lake trout), 3234 nucleotides long. RefSeq names its product sorting nexin-27-like. Bases 115 to 1263 code for a protein of 382 amino acids. The record is from RefSeq and is a predicted model, not a curated record. Gene Ontology annotation, molecular function: protein binding; phosphatidylinositol-3-phosphate binding. The transcript has 8 exons. Lineage: Eukaryota; Metazoa; Chordata; Actinopteri; Salmoniformes; Salmonidae. Gene Ontology annotation, cellular component: early endosome. Gene Ontology annotation, biological process: signal transduction; intracellular protein transport.